Molecule: messenger RNA, 2258 nt
Organism: Cyclopterus lumpus (lumpfish)
Lineage: Eukaryota; Metazoa; Chordata; Actinopteri; Perciformes; Cyclopteridae
Gene: aspa
Product: aspartoacylase
Exons: 6
Coding region: 356-1297 (313 amino acids)
Molecular function (GO): hydrolase activity, acting on carbon-nitrogen (but not peptide) bonds, in linear amides; hydrolase activity, acting on ester bonds
Source: RefSeq, a predicted model, not a curated record
CAAGUCCAGCUAAAAAAAAAUUUAAAACCCUGUCAAUGCGUACGUACGGAAACGUUGCUUUUAAUUGCAUUUUAUUUCGGAGGAGCGUGACCGGAAACGACUAGUUAAUCCUCCCCGCGGGUGAAAAGGUAAACAAAGGGAGGGGCCUCCUCGUUAAUUGGGGGAUUUCACGCGUAACUCGAGAUGUCGCGCGCGUUACCGGGCGCGUUCGACGCACGGUGACUGACCGCAGCGGGCACGUUACGUCAGCGCGCAGCCACAGCAGGCAGUUAAACGGUGCGGCUGCGAGGCUCCGGCUGGAAAAGUUCCCCACUGCCCCGACAGCGAGCAGCAGCGUGUCUCGGGAUCCAGAACCAUGUCCUCGUGCGGCAACAGCGCGCGUGUCACCGAGGCCAGGCGAGUGGCUAUUUUCGGGGGCACGCACGGGAACGAGAUGUCAGGCGUGACGCUCGUGAACCUGUGGGUGAAGAACGCCGCCGAGAUCCAGAGGAAACGGGUCGAGACCAAGCCGUUCAUCACCAACCCGAAGGCCGUGGAGAAGUGCAGCAGAUACGUGGACACGGACCUGAACCGAGCCUUCACCCCGGAGAACCUCAGUGCCCCGGGAGGAGACGACCUGCCCUACGAGGUGCAGCAGGCCCAGGAGAUCAACAGGAUAUUCGGGCCCAAAGGGAGCCCGGAGGCCUACGACGUGGUCUUUGACCUCCACAACACCACGUCCAACAUGGGCUGCACUCUGAUCCUGGAGAGCUCCAAAGACCACUUCAACCUGCAGAUGAUGAACUACAUCAAGAAAGCCAUCGCUCCAGCCAGCUGCCUCGUUCUGCUCAACGAACAUCCCCUCUUGAAAUAUUCCACUUCGCGCUCGGUCGCCAAGCACCCCGUCGGUCUGGAAGUGGGUCCUCAGCCUCAGGGGGUUCUGAGGAGCAACAUCUUCGAGGCCAUGAGGGUGAUCCUGAAACACGCGCUGGACUUCAUCGAGCUGUUUAACGAAGGCAUGGAGUUCCCUCCCUGUAGCGUGGAAGUGUUCCGGGUCCUCGAGAGGAUUGACUACCCCAGAGAUGCCAAUGGAAACAUCAUCGCCAUGGUGCACCCCAAUCUGCAGGACUGUGACUGGGAGCCGCUGAACCCCGGUGACCCCAUGUUCCUGACAUUUGACGGGAAGACCAUUCGCUACCAAGGCUCGGGCACCGUCUACCCCACGUUCAUCAACGAGGCCGCCUAUUACGAAAAACAACAGGCGUUCGUCACCACCAGGCGAGAAGCCUUGGUGGCGAGCGCCAUCGGAAAAGUAUGAAAACAGGGGGCGGGCGAGUUCCAACGGAGAACCCGGAGCGCCGGCCGGCGGAGAUCUGUGUGUAGAUUCUGCACCUCGUUCUAUUCGCAUCUCACACGUAAUGACUAGAAACCAUCUUUUACACACCGGUUUAGCUUGCCAAGCAUUUACUAUCCGAGAAUUAACUAUGCAAAGAACAUGUGUGGAGGCACUGUGAAAGUCUUUUGAUCUGAAGAAGUAUAUUGCUGUGGUAAGUGUUUAUGAUACUGUUGUUAUUUAAAAUAUAUAUAUAUAUAUUUACAUUAAAUCAACUAAGUCCUUUUUUAAAAAAUAUAAUAUUAAAGGCCAGGCCUGAUCAUUAGUGACUUAUGAAUCUCUCUUUAAGUUUCCUACUGCUGCUCAGGAUCAUAACCGGAAACCUUUGACCCAAAACUGUAGUUGUUCGUCCUCUUAUAUAUAUUUGUAACGUCUUUGGGAGGGUGUUCGUGGCCUUUGAUACUACCUACCUGUAACUCCAGCGGUUGCAUCUGUGGUGCUGUCCUAUCGUUGCCUUAAUAGAGAUUUCAGACACACACAAAAACAAAGAAUUGCACAACAACUUUGGAGUGGAAUUUGCAGAUUAUACGUGUCGGAUAACAAGAUAAAAGUUUGAUAAGAAAUGGGGUAUGUUCUGUUCCCCUAAACAAUUGAGAUUCAGUUUGAAACGUGUUUUUAUAACAAUAUACCUGUGUCUAUUUUGAUAUACUUGUCCUGUAUGUUUGGUUCAAAGUGAAAUAUAGUACUUGAAUCGUGGAAAGCAUAUGUCCUUUUGACGUCUUUGUCAUCGCUGUGGUCUUAUUCGUGUUUCAACUAGCAAUAUGUGUUUGUGCCACCAAUUCAUAUGAUGAGUAACGUCCGCUGUCCUUAAGUGUGUAAGAUGACCCAAUCAAUAAAUGUAGUGCUAUGCUACACUGCUAUUUCAUUGUUUGUAGACGCACUCUCA